ACUAUUGAUUACAUGGUAACCAGUCUCUCUCUUUUUCUACUAAACUUCUUGUUUGGUUAUCAUUUCUUGUGAAGAGUACAUAAAAUCUGUGAUUCUCAAAUUUGGGGAAGAAACAAGAAAAAGAAGAAGUAAAAAUGGUGAAGGUAGCAACAUUCUUCGCUAUGACGCUUGGUGCUUUUGUAUUCUGGCAAUCCAUGGAUAAAGUUCAUGUCUGGAUCGCUCUUCAUCAAAACGAGAAGAAAGAAAGAUUGGAAAAAGAAGCAGAGAUCAAAAGGUAUAGAGCACAGCUACUGGCCCAACAGAAACAAGAAGAUUCACUUGCAUAAGUUUAACUUUCAUCCUCUUGUUUCACAGCAUUCUAUCAGCGAUCCUUCUUUUGUAUUUCUAUUUUCCCUGGAAAUUAUCCACUCUUAACAUUCAUAAAACAUGAUAGUGUCAUGAAACUUGCGGAUUGGCUCAUCAUGAGUUAACUAUUAUGCUAUCUUCAGUUAAUUGCAGUUCUGUCUGUUGUUAGUUGUUGGAUGAUCCAGUGUGUGAUAUUGGUGUUA
Papaver somniferum (opium poppy) is the source of this 548-nucleotide messenger RNA. RefSeq lists its product as uncharacterized. NCBI's taxonomy places the organism in Eukaryota, Viridiplantae, Streptophyta, Magnoliopsida, Ranunculales, Papaveraceae. The record is from RefSeq and is a predicted model, not a curated record. Bases 135 to 326 code for a protein of 63 amino acids. The transcript has 2 exons.